GGGGCGGCGCGGGACCGGGACCGGGGCCGGGGCCGGGGCGGCGGAUGGAGGGCGCGGUGCGGCGGCGCUACGCGGCGGGCGCGGGCCCGCAGCCCCCGGGCAGCAGGCACGGGGCAGUCAAGAACGAAGAUGCCUCCAAGGCGUCGCCGUUUCACUUCGACCUGUGGUUCUACUUCACGCUGCAGAACUGGGUGCUGGACUUCGGCCGCCCCAUCGCGAUGAUUAUUCUGCCGUUAGAGUGGUUCCCAUUAAACAAGCCCAGCGCUGGAGAUUAUUUCCACAUGGCUUACAACGUCAUCACACCGUUCCUGCUCCUGAAGCUCAUCGAAAGAUCCCCCAAGACCUUACCGAGGUCCAUGGUGUACGUCAGCAUCAUCAUGUUCGUCAUGGGCGCCAGCAUCCACUUGGUCGGAGACUCCGUCAACCACCGCUUGAUUUUCAGCGGCUACCAGCACCAUCUCUCCGUCAGGGAGAAUCCCAUCAUCAAGAACCUGAAGCCAGAGACUCUGAUCGACUCUUUCGAGCUGCUGUAUUACUACGACGAGUAUCUGGGUCACUCGAUGUGGUACAUCCCUUUCUUCCUGAUCCUGUUCAUCUACUUCACCGGCUGCUUCACCCGCGUGCAGGAGGAGAGCAGGAUGCCCCUGGCCGCCCUGCUGCUCGUGGGGCCCAGCAGCCUCUACUACUGGUACCUGGUGACGGAAGGACAGAUUUUCAUCCUCUACAUCUUUACCUUCUUCGCCAUGAUGGCCCUCGUGAUGCACCAGAAGCGCAAGGGGCUCGUCCUGGACAGCAACGGCCUCUUCCUCUUCUACUCCUUCAUCGUCACCCUGGUCCUCAUCGCCGCCUGGGUGGGCUGGCUGUGGAACGACAGGAUCCUCAGGAAGAAGUAUCCCGGCGUCAUCUACAUCCCCGAGCCCUGGGCCUUCUACACCCUGCACGUGAGCAGUCUGCACGCGCCCAAGGAAGGGCCCUAGCGCCCCGCCGGCUUGGCCGUGGUUGGGGGGAAGGAGGGGGGGAAAGCCUAGUUUUCUAACAUCAUUGCAUUUCCAAUAAACUCCUGACACCAGCCGCCGGGAGGUGCGUGAUGUGUGAGCUGGGCCCGGGCACAGCCAGUUUCCCACCCCCUGACCCCAGUCACCCUGCAGCACAUGCUGCCUUUGCUCCCCUGCCUGGAGCCACGCUCCUCCCUGCAGCCACGAGGCCGGCGAGGGCCACCGCAGCUGGGGGUGGGCAUUUAGCAAGAUGCAGGUGCUGUGCAAAAGGGCCUGUCUCCCUGACUUUUGCCCCAGGCCAGAUUCCCCCUCCAGCUGCCUGAUCCCUCCACCCCAUCCUCUUCCCAGCUGGCGGCAGAGGGAGCAGGGAAGGCACGACUAGCGUCUCCCCCAAAGCAGGGCGGCAGCACUGUCCUGGUGGAGGUGAAUUUGGCCCAGGGCAGGAGAAAGGUCCUUUCCAAGCCCCCUCUGCUGUCUGCACCAGUCACCAAGUAGCCGCAGGCGUCCCACCAAACAAGCCCUGCCAUCGAGGGGCCAGGGAGUGUGCUCCAGGGUCCCAUUUAAUCCAACCACUGCCUGUCCAACCAACCCCAGACAUGUCCAUCAUCUCAACUCAUCGUCAAACUACCGCCAGCGCUGACACAACACAAUCGACGUGUCUGUGGGUAGGUCACGGGCCUUCCCCCAGGAUCUCUGCUACGUCCAGCCAGCUUUCUGCAGCUCCUUCAAAGCACAUCCUAACCCUCAAACACUCAGGUAGCAAAUACUGCAUGCAAAGCAUGGGCAGGACCUUUCUUCUUCCGGGAAAGCUCUGGCUAAAUCGAUGGUUGAUAUCUGCAAAGUGGUGUCAGAUCCCAGCACAACCCACACGUGGGAAAAAAGUAAGUGGCAGGAAGAAAAAAAAGGGGGUGGGGGUGUAACCUCGGGCCUGGCAGGCAGUAGGCGCAGAAGCAACGUGACCGUGAUGGAAGGGCCGUUGUUCUACAAAAUUUGGAGCCAAUCUAUUACAUGCCACAAUUACACCCCAGCCAGAGACCAAUUUGCAGCACAGCUGGAACCAGGCCCCGUCUUUGCAAUCAUGUAGAACGACGCUACAAUCAGCGCAGCAAACGCUUUGUUCCCAGGUCACCGACUUCAUUGUGAUCAUAGCGCUGACGAAGCCGCAUUUCCACCCAUCCAUUGUGCAACUGCCAGAUUUUUUUCUCCCAAAAGUAUCUGGAGCAUCGGCGGAUCUGUACAGACAGCCGAGACUGCCCCGCGCUUGUCUCGAGACUCCUCGAAUCGAAGCAAGGAGCAAACGGGCCCAGGGAGAAGUGGGGGCAUGCAUGCACUCAGGUGCAUCCUUGCAGGGUGCAGGUGCUUCCUCAGCCUGAUGAAAGGUAUUUAUACCCGAAAGCUUGCAAAGAAGGAAUUGUUCUAACUACUUGAGUUGGGCUAAUAAAAGAUACCAAGUUUACCCAAA
Messenger RNA from Alligator mississippiensis (American alligator), 2457 nucleotides. RefSeq names its product CLN6 transmembrane ER protein (gene CLN6). The transcript has 7 exons. The coding region runs from base 45 to 977 and encodes 310 amino acids. The record is from RefSeq and is a predicted model, not a curated record. NCBI's taxonomy places the organism in Eukaryota, Metazoa, Chordata, Crocodylia, Alligatoridae.